Molecule: messenger RNA, 2519 nt
Organism: Anarrhichthys ocellatus (wolf-eel)
Lineage: Eukaryota; Metazoa; Chordata; Actinopteri; Perciformes; Anarhichadidae
Gene: gnav1
Product: guanine nucleotide binding protein (G protein) alpha v1
Exons: 9
Coding region: 419-1507 (362 amino acids)
Biological process (GO): adenylate cyclase-modulating G protein-coupled receptor signaling pathway; Rho protein signal transduction
Cellular component (GO): heterotrimeric G-protein complex; cytoplasm
Molecular function (GO): GTPase activity; G-protein beta/gamma-subunit complex binding; guanyl nucleotide binding
Source: RefSeq, a predicted model, not a curated record
GCACUUUUAGGAUUGUCUUGGUUCUUUGCCAAGGCGGUAGGGCAGAUUUUGAACCGCACAGUGUCAACAGUUUGGUUGUUUUCACGGCUGAGGACAGUCGCCGAAAAGUAACCACCCGUUAAAAUCUGCCCCUGAGAAGGAAAAGACAAGAAAACUAUUGGAGCGAUGCGUAAAAUCAAAUUCGUCCGUACGGUUUGAGCCCCAACUCCAGGGAGUCUGACGGAUAUGUGUCGGAGAUGGCCUGAACUUUUCUUUCUCUAGAGUUACCAGUAACGCUUGCUUGCCGCGUGCGGAUUUAGCAGGAGAGCUCGUGGCUUGCAGCUCAUAGAAACAAGUUGGGCUUGACCUCCAGUCUGGACUCCCUGCCUUUGUUUUUUCCUCUCAGGCCGGGGGUCGUGGGAGGAGAUGAGUGCUCAGGAUGGGACUGUGCCUCGGUACCGAAGUUACAGAGGAGGAGGAGAAGAAGGCGAGGAUCCACAGCACCAAGAUAGACCGAGACCUGUACGAGUACGCCAAGCGGGAGAUGAAUGUGGUUAAAAUACUCCUGCUAGGUGCAGCAGAGAGCGGCAAAAGCACUUUGGUCAAACAGAUGAAGAUCAUUCACAGUCAUGGAUUCACCAAGCAAGAGCUCACCAGCUUCAAGCCUGCAGUGCUGGAUAACCUCCUGACCUCCAUGAAGUUUGUCCUCCAUGGCAUGGGCGUCCUCCGGAUCAACCUGGCCAACACCAGGAACAAGGUCCACGCCCAUUCUGUCCUGUCGUGUGGGCGCUGUUUUGACGAAGAACAGGUGCUGUUUCCUUUCCUUAGCCACGCCCUGUCCUGUCUGUUGGCCGACCAGGGAGUGAGGGCGGCGGCGGCCCGCGGAUACGAGUACGAGCUCAAUGACUCGGCACUGUAUUUCUUUGAGAACCUGACCCGCAUCACUUCUCCAGAUUACGUGCCCACAGAGACAGACGUUCUGCGAGUACGACUGAGGACGACAGGCGUGAUAGAGACCCAGUUCAAAGUCAACCGUCUCAUUUUCAGGAUGUACGACGUUGGAGGCCAAAGAACUGAGCGGAGGAAGUGGAUCGGUUGUUUCGAGGACGUCAGGGCGGUGCUGUUCGUGGUGGCGCUCAGCGGUUACGACAUGACCCUGGUGGAAGACCCUUCCGUGAAUCGUCUUCAGGAGAGCAUGAAGCUCUUCUCCUCCAUCUGCAACAACUUUUUCUUCCGCAGCACAUCCAUGAUUUUAUUCAUGAACAAGAUGGACCUUUUUCAAGACAAGAUUUUACACUCUGGGCGACAUCUGCGUUUAUACCUGCCACAGUUUAAAGGUGCAGACUGCGACGUGGACUCGUCGGCCCGCUUCAUCGCCGCCACCUUCGCCUCGCUCGACGCUACUCCCAGCAAACUCAUCUACCACCACUUCACCACGGCCACAGACACCUCCAACAUCCAGGUUGUCUUCCAGGUGGUUAUGGACACGAUAAUCAAAGAGAAUCUGGAGGCUGUGUCGCUCCUGUAACUGCCAGCGGAGGUCCGACUUCACUGGACAGUCGAUGAUGUCUCAUUUUAAAUGACAUGAAGAUCAUCAGCUCCAAACACGUCGUUUUCUCUCUGCAGGUGCAGCCUGGGGGCUCUGACGCUCUUUGAAACUGUUGCAUUUCAUCCUCUGUGAUGCUUGAUUCUUGGGUUUGAGCCCUAAAACGAUGACUUUUUGAAACCUUGUGUUGAGAAAUGGGCAUUUAUAUUUUAAACUGUACUACAAAAUCAGACUAUGAAUAGUGAAGUUACAUUUUGAGGACUUGUUAUAUACGCACGCCAUUUAUUCCGUGUGUGUGUGUGUGUGUGUAUGUAUGUGGGAGGGCGGGACAGAGAGGGGGUGAGGAUUUACUGUUUGUUCUUUACUUCCUCUGUGCAGGGUUCACUCAUGCAUACCAUCGUGUGUUUUCCGCUCAUCCAUCACUGUGUCUGUUCACAUCCCGUGCGUCACACCCUCCUAAUGAGGCGGUGAUCACUUUAAAAGCACCCCCCAGUUUGUGUUUACUCGUCCUCUCACACUCGGCUCAUUGUAAUCUGUGCCUCCACUCGCUGCUUUUUUAAUAUAAGACAUUGGGUGUAUGUAAAGAAACCUCCCUGAAGCCUCCGACUUGUGUUUCAUGCCGAUGAUUAUUAUUCCUUUAUCUAACACACACACACACUCACAAACCCUGAUUUGUCGACCGGGAUGAUGCUUCGUAUAUAUAUGUGAUUGUGUGGCAUUAACUCUGCCGGGGUCUGACUGAUGUGAAGGCUCCCCUGACAGCUGACUGUGCUAUCACACCAUCUCCUCUGUGACUCCAGUAAUAAACAAGAUAUGUAAUGACUGAUGCUCUCUGAUAUAAACACUGAAGAUUAAAGAAAAAUGAAAAACACCCCAAGUGCCUUAUGAUGAAGGGGUUUUGCUGUUGUGUAAUUUAAAUGCUUAUUAUGUGUAUGUAAUUAACGAAUAUUUACUCUUCUCUGUAUCUCUUUAAGUCUUAAAGGCCGUUCUCUCA